UUCAGAAAACUUUAUUUGUCCCCAAUAUAAUGCGUGAAAUAACCAGACACUUUUAAGGAACAAAAAACAUAAAAUAGAACAAUACAUAAGCUCAUACAACAAUAACUCUGUCAUUAAUGUUCAAAUCUAAACCACCCAUGGAGGAUGUGAAGUGAAUAAAGUGCAAAUGUAGAAAGGAAUUAUAGGGAUACAUUUAUCCAACAUUUCCAUGUUACUGCAGAGGUAGCAUUGGUAAUAAAUAACAAUAAAUGAAAAUAAAAAUACAGAAUUCAAACUACGGUAAAUGGAUAAGGACAGUCAGCUUUGUGUGUCUGGGGCUUAAUCAAUCGAUCAGCUAAUUUUCUUUUGAUCUGUGAUCUUUGGUCCCGAUAAGACAUGAUCACGGUUGACGGCUCAGAAAACCGGUUCAGGUUGUUGGCUCGCAGCCUGGAUUAUAAAUAUCUGCAUACUCCUACUUCCUUGGAAAACCUUCCCUGCAUGUAACGCCCACAGAGAGUGUGACAGGAGGAUCGAGCAGCGGCAGCACCACCAACAGUCAUGAGCUCCGUGGGUGAACGGAUGAGCGGAUGAAUGGCUUCAGGAGAGACACAGCUGUGACGAGAUGAAUGAUUGCCUAUUGGCUUCUCCCACAAUGGCUGGUAACAACACAACCCAGGAGUCGCUGAUAACGUGUGUUCAUACUGACGACGCGUUCAAGUACAUCGCCUACAUCGUCACCUACCUGCUCGUCUUUCCCAUGGCCUUUUUCGGCAACUUCGGAGCUCUUGUCGUCUUUUUCAUGCAGAGGAAGCGCAGCUCUGCCUCCUCCGUGGUCAUGAUAAACCUUGCCAUAUCAGACGGUGGCUUCUCCCUCUCCCUCCCCCUGCGGCUGGCUUAUUACUUUAGGGAUGGGAUGUGGCCUUUUCCUGACUGGGUUUGCCGACUGUGCGUCUACGGCUUCUACGUCAACCUGUACACCAGCAUCCUCUUCCUCACUCUCCUGAGCGUGCUCCGCUGGAUGGCCGUGAACAAACCCCUCAUCCACAGGAAACAUGCCACGUCCAAUCGCGCCUUAUUGGCCUGUCUGGGAAUCUGGCUGUUUGUGUUCGCGUCCUCCGCCCCCUUCCUGUUCGACGGGAUCUCAUACAGGAAUGGACAACCUCGUUGCUUCGAGCCGUCCAACCCGACCUCUUGGACUCGGGUCUUGAUCCUGAACUACGUGGCGGUGCUUUUCGGCUUCAUGUUUCCUUUCCUCACCAUCGUCACCUGCUACAGUCGACUCGUCAAGCAACUGACGUCCCCCUCCGACUUCCAGGCCGGCAAUAAAGUCAACAAACAUCGCAGCCAGACCCGAGCCCGCUCGGUGCACCUGGUCGCCAUGGUGACGGCGACCUUCUUGCUCUGCUUUCUGCCCUACCACGUGAUCCGCUCGCUGCACCUGCAUGCCAUGUGCAGCGGCUGGAAGUGCAGCAUCACGCGGCAGCUGCAGCGGGCGGUGGUGGUGACGCUGUGCCUGGCGGCGUCCAACAGCAUGAUCAACCCUCUGCUGUACUACUACUCCACCAGGACGUUCAGAGCCAAAAUGAAGGACGCUCGCUCCUCGUUCCGCUCCAGUCGGGGGAAUUCCUUCAGGUCUGGAAGGAUGAGAAAGAGGAGCAGCACCAUGCAGGGUGACAGUCAGCAACUUCCGUCUUGUUGAGCACCUCCCGCUUCAGCUCAGUGGCAACACAGCACUAGUGAUGCCGUUCCUUAACUGUAUUUAUUUCUCUUAGAGCAUUUGAAGCAUGCUCCUGAAACAUUUUCCUGUGCAAUCAUGAGAAGAAACUGUUGGACGUCCAGGACUGAAAUCAGUGGCAGCUCUGCAGAGGAGGAGGAGGAGGAGGAGAUGUCCUUUUAGACAAAGCUUGUAGUUCAGGCUGCUGACCAUCCCUUAAUCAUGCUGCUAUAGGUCUAGGCUGCUGCAUGGGACUUCCUUGCUCCUCCCUGCCUCCUUCUGUCUCAGGCCUCUGGCUUCGGUCCAAGGCUUGAAAGUUUGAAAGUUUCUUCAGAAGUCUGUGAAGGUUCUCAGUCAUCCAGGUCAGGUAAUCCACAAGCUGUUAAAAGAAAAGGCAACAAGACUUGUAGAAUUUCUUGAAGAUGUUUCACCAUUUAUUCAAGUAGCUUCUGUAGAACUGAAGCUACAGACCUGGAGACAUCCCUGUUCCUGGAGGAGGUCUCACAUCAGCUGAAGGUCCCUCUGUGGUCCUUUAAACCGGAGUGACUGCUCCUUUAAAAGCUGACAGGGGAAGAGCAGUGAAACGAAGGCGUAGCUUCUGUAGAACUGAAGACGCUACUCGGAUGAAACGUCUUCAAGAAACUAUACAUGCCCAGUUGCCUCUUUAAUUUAAUGACUGUUGGAUUUCUUCAGGAGGUUUUUCUUUUUGUCCGUAUAAAUGAAAUGUAAAUAAGCUCAUGAACCACUGGGUCCAGAGUGGUUUUAUUUCCUGUGUGGGGGUGUGGUUGCUCAACUUCAUGUGGUUCACGUGGAUUUUACUCUGGUGUGUAGAACGUGGACAUGUUUCCAGCAGAGUCACAGCGCCCCCCAGUGGUGUUAGACUUAAAGACAAAGCAUCAGAUCCGUCUCAGGGUGAACGAUUCCAGAUGUUUCUCCAGCUCAUCUCAUCCUUAACACACCAAUGAGACAGUCAUGUGGUUUUUCUUGACUCACUGUCACAUAUGUGGAUUAAUCUGGUGCUGCAAAUACCAAAGUUUCCUUUGUAGUCAUUUAAGAACAUUUACACUUCGGAAUGAAUUCACAGGUACAUUUAUUUGACAUUAAGCUGCACUGUAAAUAACUGUAAAUAGUCCGGUUUACGUCGUUUUCUCAUUUUCUGUUUAAAUACAUUGCGUUUUACCGGGUCCAGGGUUUCCAUCUUCUCCCGGUCGGGCCACAGAUGUGAUGAAGUUUUUUUAUUAUUAUUAUCUCGUUAGGUCAGUCAGUUGAGUUAAGAUGUUGUUUUGUUGGCUGAAGAUUUUGAGCAGAGUUCGUUCUGUCGGACUUGUUUUAAAGACCCUGUUACCUCCCGAGUUAGUUUGAUUCAUUUGUACAAGCUAUAAGCAAACAUGAGAAUAGCAGCUCCCACAGCUGGAUCAGAAUAAACUCAUUUAAUAAACACUUAGUUCAGAAAACAAA
Messenger RNA from Mugil cephalus (flathead mullet), 3151 nucleotides. It is a transcript of the gene cysltr3, whose product is annotated as cysteinyl leukotriene receptor 3. Gene Ontology annotation, molecular function: G protein-coupled receptor activity. Lineage: Eukaryota; Metazoa; Chordata; Actinopteri; Mugiliformes; Mugilidae. Gene Ontology annotation, biological process: G protein-coupled receptor signaling pathway. The record is from RefSeq and is a predicted model, not a curated record. The coding region runs from base 602 to 1678 and encodes 358 amino acids. The transcript has 5 exons. Gene Ontology annotation, cellular component: plasma membrane.